Bubalus bubalis (water buffalo) is the source of this 1404-nucleotide messenger RNA. It is a transcript of the gene ZCRB1, whose product is annotated as zinc finger CCHC-type and RNA binding motif containing 1. Gene Ontology annotation, molecular function: RNA binding; zinc ion binding. NCBI's taxonomy places the organism in Eukaryota, Metazoa, Chordata, Mammalia, Artiodactyla, Bovidae. The record is from RefSeq and is a predicted model, not a curated record. Gene Ontology annotation, cellular component: U12-type spliceosomal complex. The transcript has 8 exons. Gene Ontology annotation, biological process: mRNA splicing, via spliceosome. Bases 181 to 834 code for a protein of 217 amino acids.
UUGGGUCAAAGGAAAGCCGGGAAGAGACACAGCAGCUACCUUCUCGUCUCCUGCGCCUGACCCCUCCCAGGACCCGUGAUGCCAGCUGCAAGGAGCGACGAACGCUCGGGGUUCAGCCCCAAGUGAGCUGAGGGCUCGCGCUCUUCUGGCCCUCCCCCCGGGCCCGCCCCACUUGAAGAAAUGAGUGGUGGAUUGGCCCCAAGUAAAAGCACAGUGUAUGUAUCCAAUCUGCCCUUUUCCCUGACCAACAAUGACUUAUAUCGGAUAUUUUCCAAGUAUGGCAAAGUUGUAAAGGUUACUAUAAUGAAAGAUAAAGAUACCAGGAGGAGUAAAGGGGUUGCAUUUAUUUUAUUUUUGGAUAAAGACUCUGCACAAAACUGUACCCGGGCAAUAAACAACAAACAGUUAUUUGGUAGAGUGAUAAAAGCAAGCAUUGCUAUUGACAAUGGAAGAGCAGCUGAGUUCAUCCGAAGACGAAACUACUUUGAUAAAUCUAAGUGUUAUGAAUGUGGGGAAAGUGGACACUUAAGUUAUGCCUGUCCUAAAAAUAUGCUUGGAGAACGUGAACCUCCAAAGAAGAAAGAGAAAAAGAAAAAAAAGAAAAUUCCUGAGCCAGAAGAAGAAAUUGAAGAAGUAGAAGAAAGUGAAGAUGAAGGGGAAGAUCCUGCUCUUGACAGCCUCAGUCAGGCCAUAGCUUUCCAGCAAGCCAAAAUUGAAGAAGAACAAAAAAAAUGGAAACCCAGUUCAGGAGGUCCUUCAACAUCAGAUGAUUCAAGACGCCCAAGGAUAAAGAAAAGCACAUACUUCAGUGAUGAGGAGGAACUUAGUGAUUAAAAAUAUAUAUAUUAUGUAAAUAUCAUUAAUUUUUUUUUUAAGUCUUGGAGUACCAAGUUCCCUUGGGACUAAAAAUUACUUUUAGAAUUUGAACAUAAGAACACUUAGUACCAAAUACUUUUUUACUUUAGAUAGUUGAUAGGAAAUGGUAAUUUUAUAGUAUCAUGUUUAUCUUGCAUCAAGAUUUGCUAAUAAUAAUUAAUCUUGAAAACAGUUCAUUUGAAUAAAAAAGGAAAUGUAAUACUAUUAUAACAAAGCAAUCCCAAGAAGAAAGUCAAAGUCGCUCAGUCGUGUCUGACUCUUUGUGACCCCAUGGACUAUACAGUCCCAUGGAAUUCUCCAGGCCAGAAAUACUGGAGUGGGUAGCCUUUCCCUUCUCCAGGGGAUCUUCCCAACCCAGGGAUCGAACCCAAGUCUCCCACAUUGCAGGCGUAUUCUUUACCAGCUGAGCCAGAAAGGUAGAUAGUAAAAAGAUUUGAGAAGUUCAUUAUAAAAGUUUAUUCAUGAUUGGUUUAUAUAAGAACUUUUGAAAUAAAUUUCAUCUUUAAAAUAAAAAUUUCGUGAAGACUG